This is a messenger RNA of Phytophthora nicotianae INRA-310, 153 nucleotides long. RefSeq lists its product as hypothetical. The transcript has a single exon. The annotation marks the transcript as partial. NCBI's taxonomy places the organism in Eukaryota, Oomycota, Peronosporomycetes, Peronosporales, Peronosporaceae. The record is from RefSeq and is a predicted model, not a curated record.
CGCACGACACGUGAGACCAUUGAGCUGCCCGAUCCAGUUGAUCUACCCGCGGAGUUGGAGAAUUCCUCGGACGACGAGCUCACCUGCGAGAAGGAAACAACAGUUUCAAAUACGUCCAAUGUGGCUGGCAAAACCGGUAGUGUUACUCUCUAG